This is a messenger RNA of Aspergillus neoniger CBS 115656, 975 nucleotides long. RefSeq names its product kinetochore subunit FTA4 family protein. The transcript is spliced from 4 exons. Bases 85 to 789 code for a protein of 234 amino acids. The record is from RefSeq and is a predicted model, not a curated record. Gene Ontology annotation, cellular component: Mis6-Sim4 complex. NCBI's taxonomy places the organism in Eukaryota, Fungi, Ascomycota, Eurotiomycetes, Eurotiales, Aspergillaceae.
UAGCGCCGGACGCGUUCAGUGAAGCCGAAUCGCGAUGGUCCUCUUUUAUCCUCUGAGCCGAUCACAAUCCCUCACUAUGGAGUCAUGGAAUCUACUCGUACCAUCUCCGAGUUGAAGUCGUCCUUUAUCAGGGCGCAAGUCCGAAUACUAUCCGAAGGCCUUGAACCGCCCGAAGAUUGGCGAAAUUACGCCGCUGAGACCGAAGAGGAUGAUCUCAGUGAUAAGGUGGUCGGUGAUGUUCUGCAAAAGUUAAACGCCGCAUUGAAACAACACAGUCGCAUCGUCUAUUCCUCCCAAGCGGUUCAGCAUGUCGCUCAGCAAAUUACCAGCCUAUACUGGUCGUCGGUAACCCAGGCAAUACACAACCCAGGGUCUUUGAUAAAAGGGGUUGAGAGAUCGGUGGAUCUAUCCAGUCAUCUGAAUAUCGCACAACUCCCAUUGGAGCUAGAGGACCAAUCUGCGAGCGAAGAACAGCGGGCUAGAUACCAAGAACUACGGGAGCGUCUUACGGACCUGGAUCGCUUACGGCAACAGCGACAACGGCGCCUGGAUCAAUUACGACAGCUGCAGCAAUUACUGGAGCCGUUCCGAGAACCGCAGAAACACAUCCAACCUAAUCUGGUGACGAGAGAUGGCGAGCUAGUCCAGGAGUUAGACAAGAUGAGGAUGCUGGUUGCGCGAGUUGGUGGCCGAGUCGAACAGGGGAAGAAGAAACUGGGCGCUCAGGAGCAGGACAAGCCGUAUCUGGGGUGCGACCAGAAACUAGAUGCCUUAUUGGACAUGACGUGAUGACAAAUAGAGAGAAAGGGCCCGGCUAGAAUGACUUCAUGCAUUGAAUGGAAUGGAAGGAUGCCCGAAUACCUAAAUUGCAUGCCUUGCCUACACUUAUGAGAGCGUUGCGCCUUUCAUACAUACAUAGCCUUCUGGAGAUUGAGGGUGCGGCAUUGCCGGCAAAAGAGGUCGCACAGAUGCAUG